Nothobranchius furzeri (turquoise killifish) is the source of this 5894-nucleotide messenger RNA. The record is from RefSeq and is a predicted model, not a curated record. Lineage: Eukaryota; Metazoa; Chordata; Actinopteri; Cyprinodontiformes; Nothobranchiidae.
UGUGUGUGUGUGUGUGUGUGUGUGUGUGUGUGUGUGUGUGUGUGUGUGUGUUUAUGUCCAUUCCCCAUUCCUGUUUAUAUUAGUGCAUUUGUGUGUGUGAUGGUGUGUGUGUGUGUUAAUCCUUCCCGCAGCCUUUAGGUUCAGUUUUGUGUUUUAGUUUUUUAGGUUUAUUUGGCCCUCCUCUGUUUCUGUUUGCCCAUUUUGAUUAUUAGAUUCACCUGUCUUCCCUCCAGCUCUCACUCCACACACCUGCCGCCAUUUUCCCUAAUCACUUCUCCCUGUGUAUAUAAGCUCUGUCUUGUCUGUGUCUGGUGUCGGUUCAUUGUUGUAUGUUGUCAGCGUUGCUCGUGCUCUGUUGUGAACUUUGCCUUCAGGUCUUCGUGCUCUUUGUUGAGCUUUUUGUCUCCAGGUUUUUUGUGCUCUAAGAAGAGCUUUAGGUGUUCCUGUUCCCCAGGACUUUUUGGACUUUGGCUCGGUCUCGGAUCACUUUUUGUUCUUUAUCCUAAAAAUAAAAGGAUUUUUACUUUGAAUCUCCUCCUGCCUCUUGUCAUCUGGGUAUCUGCAUCUUUGGGUCCUAAACAUCCUCACAACCUGACAGUCACCAAUAGAAGAAGAAAAGAUCUCUAGAGCGCCUCUCAAGAUAAAAAUCACGAGGCGCUUCACAAAAACAAAAAAUGUAAAAUAUAAAUUAUUUAGAAAAUUAUUAAAAAUAUAUUUAAAAUGAGCAAAAUCUAGACAAUUGUGAUUAAAACAUGUAAAGAAAGAGAGAGAGAGUGAAUAGGAAAGAGGAAAAUCAGUGGAUCCUGAGGAAGGUGGAAUAGGUAGGGAGAACAGAACAAGGAGCAGGUGAUGAAGGUCACACAAAAACCAGCCUGAACAAGUGAGUUUUCAGCUGCUUUUUAAAGGAGACCACUGAGACCUGUGAUCUCAGGCUCAGGGAGAGAGAGAUCCAGAGUCUGGGGGCCACAGCAGCAAAUGAUCUGUCACCUUUUUUUUUCACUUUAAUAAAGGAAUGUACUGAAAUGACUUUCUUUGAUCAACUGAUAAAAUGUACUCAACAGGCUAUACAACCCUAAAGUUAAACUUAUAGUGUUGUUUUCUUUUAAAUGAAGUUCCAAGGAGGAGUGAGCACCACCUCACCCCUGCCACAAAAGAUAAACCAUCAAUCCUGCUCUAUGGUCGACUUUCCUCGUGGGGUCACCCAUAAAGAUAGUGGGAGGGUUAAUUGAUCUUGUGAGGUCCACUUCCUGCAUGGCCUCAACUGAUGUUUCAACGGUUAGGGUCAAAAUAUGAUCAUACUUCAAUGCAUUUACAGUCAGUAAGUCUACAAAGGAUUCAGCUGUUUACAGUUAAAAUGGGAUUUAUAAAAAAUAAGCAGCCCACUGCCUCUACGAGAGGGGCUCUAGACAUUAAAACAGCUACAGUCCGCUGGUAAUAGUUCUCAAAUCCCCCAAUGGCAUCCAGGUCUCACAGAUACACCGAAAUCCAAGCCCUUGAGCAUCAGAACAGUACUUUCAAAUAAAAACUGUAUUCAUUACCAACCUGGCGUUGAUCAAGCCAAGCCGGACUGGCAGCGCAGUUGUUAAUCUGUCAGCAUUUGAGUUCGAAGACAUGGGGACAACUUCAGCAUCAGACACGUGGCGUAGAUUUGCACACCUCCAUCGGUAAGGAGGCACCAGAAGAUUACGUUGCAGCGGUAUCCUCGAUUCAAAUCUCACCAGCAGCACUAAGCAGGAUGGAGGAGGAUCCAGCAGGUGUGAUGGCGCCACAAGAUGGCUGCCAGGCCCAGACAGUCCAGCUCCUUCCAGAACAGAGGCGGCAUGGCGCACAAGCCCACGUGCAUUCUGUGACGGCAUCCCCGGCGCCUACGACGAUUCCUCCAAUGACCUAAAACCAGGACACGUCAUUGUGGAACAUGCGGCGCCGAGUUGCUUUGAGCCAAAAAAGUAUUUUUUUUUGUAAGUAAGCAACAGAACCAUAUUGCAGACCAAAACCAAAUAUAAACAAGUGCACAGGAGACAGACAGCAUCCACAUAAACUGGCGCCAUCCUGGGUCAGUCCAAACCUUAACCCCAUUUUAGGAAGUGGUUCUCCAGCUGCACAGCAGCACAGACGAAAGCGCAUCACAUGGUCAUCAAAGUGGACCGGGGAUAGUCGGCUGUCCUCUCUCACUAGAACUUAGAAAAUUCGUACGAACCCAUCACGCCCAGGACAUACUUACAUUGAUGUCCUGCCUUCAGCCAGACAUUUCAGAUCCAUGAAGAGAAAAACAAAUGAAUUAAGAAAUAGUUUUUAUAUUUCAGUCAUUACUGUGCUGAAUGCUGUAAAAUGGCCCAUUUGACCAUGUGCACUAGAUAAAGAGCAAAGUGCAAUAAUAACAAAGGUGUGCAGGUGUAGCACACUGUGAUUUUUGAUCAUAUUUUGAUACAUACUUUUGUGUUUUAUUCUAUUUUGCUGUGUACUUUAUGCUUGUUCACUGUUUUCUGCAUGGAAAUAAUUGCACCAAAAAUGUUGUUGCAUCAUGUCUCAUGGAUACAAUAAAAAACAUUUUUGAAUCUACAUAAGUGCAUGUCAGCAGUGAAUCAAAUUUAAAGCAAGAAUUUACCUCAUUGAAUUUACCAAAAAGCAAAGAGAGCUGAGGUGAAUUUAAGGCUUUCGGGUGACACCAUAACCCUUUAAGGCAAGUCAGGCUCUGCUUAGCUUUAGAUUAGAUCAAUGGCUUUACAAAGCUGAGCUAUUAUACAAGGAGAUUGUGUUCUUUACAAAGUUUUUAAGAGAAAUUUCUUUCUGCAGCACGACCAACUAUAUACAUGGGCUGCUGUCAACCAGCCACCACACUCAUUGGAUCUCCUGGAGGGGAAAGUAACCAGUCAAAUGAAGGGCCCCUGGCUGUCAGUGAGGCCAAGUGUAGACAACUGGCCUGGUCAUUAUCCCACAGAAGCAGAAGACAAUCAAGAGCAUUAUGAAACCACCCCAAGCUUGAGACCUGAGAAGGAGGAAACAGCUGAGGAGGAAUGUGUGCUCCCCUCAACAAAGUUGAAGGAGAAGCAUGUAAAUGUUAUCCAGCAGCUUGAACAAACCAUAGAAGACCUCAAAACAAAGAUUGCUGAGCUGGAGCAGCAGCCCCCCCUGGUGGACAAGGAUGGUUCCAGAAGCUCCACCACAGACAGAGAAUGUGGGGGGGAGGAGGUCCUCCUGAAGGCUCAGUGUGAUGCUCACUUCCAGACAGAGGCAGCCUCCUACCUUGGCUGUCUGGAGGCCAAGUCGGUGCAGACCUCCCCCAUGGAUGACAGCUUUAAAUUCAAAGUGCCUUGUAGUGAGCCUCCACCCAGGAAGGAGGCCUUCCACUGUUCAUGCCAACUACAGCCUCCUCCUCUUCCUCCUUCAUCUUUAUCUGAAAACUCUGUGCCGACACCUCCACCUCUUUCAUUGCUUGUUUCAGUAGAUCCUCCUCCUCCGCUACCUGGUGACCUGGCCCCUCCUCCUCCACCUCCUCCCCUACCAGGGUUUGUAGGACCUCCCCCUCCUCCUCCACCACCUCCUCUUCCAGGUUGCGGGCCACCCCCUCCUCCUCCACCACCUCCUCCCCAAGGUUGCGGGCCACCCCCUCCUCCUCCACCACCUCCUCUUCCAGGUUGCGGGCCACCCCCUCCUCCUCCACCACCUCCUCUUCCAGGUUGCGGGCCACCCCCUCCUCCUCCACCACCUCCUCCCCAAGGUUGCGGGCCACCCCCUCCUCCUCCACCACCUCCUCUUCCAGGUUGCGGGCCACCCCCUCCUCCUCCACCACCUCCUCUCCCAGGUUGCGGGCCACCCCCUCCUCCUCCUCUUCCCCCACCAGGAUUUGUAGGACCUCCUCCUCCACCACCACCUCCUCCCCCAGGUUGCGGGCCACCUCCUCCUCCCCCAGUUGGACCUAUUUGUGUCUCCCCAGCUCUUACUGGAGCUCUGGGCUAUCUGCCUCCCCCACUGCCCCUGGGUCUGUAUUCUCUGGCUCUAACUCAGGAAAAGCUACCCAGGAAAACUCUCAUGGAGCCACCCAGACCCAUGAAGCCCCUCUACUGGACCAGGAUCCAGCUCCACUCCAAAAAAGAUGUUUGUUCAUCGCUGGUGUGGGACACCAUUGAGGAGCCUGAUGUGGACUUUGAUGAGUUUGUGGAGCUUUUCUCCAAAACAGCUGUAAAGGAAAAGAAGCAGCCGCUCUCCGACACCAUAACGAAGUCUAAAGCAAAGCAGGUUGUGAAGCUUCUGAACAACAAGCGCUCUCAGGCAGUAGGGAUCCUCAUGUCCUCCUUACAUCUUGACAUGAAAGAUAUCCAGUGUGCUGUCUUGAACCUGGACAACAACGUGGUGGACCUGGAGACCCUCCAGGCCCUGUAUGAAAUUAGGGCACAACAAGAGGAGUUGGACAAGAUUGAAAAGCACAUAAAGUCCUGUAAAGACAAGGACGAUUCCAAGCCUCUGGACAAACCCGAGCAGUUUCUGUACCAGCUCUCCCUGAUCCCAAACUUCUCCAGCAGAGUCUUCUGCAUUCUGUUCCAGUCCAGCUUCUCUGAGUGCAUGUCCUUGAUCACCAGGAAACUGGAAAUCCUGCAGAGGGUGUGCAAGACACUGCAGGAAAGUGAAACGGUGAAAAAGAUUCUGGGUCUUGUUCUGGCUUUUGGUAAUUUUAUGAACGGUGGUAAUCGAACCAGAGGACAAGCAGAUGGCUUCACUCUUGAUAUCCUGCCAAAACUCAAAGAUGUCAAGAGCAGCGAUGGUGUGAAAAGUCUUCUCUCUUAUAUUGUAGCCUACUACCUCCGACACUUCGAUGAGGAUGCUGGUAGGGAGACAUGCGUGUUUCCUUUACCAGAGCCUCAUGACUUAUUCCAGUCUUCACAGAUGAAGUUUGACGAUUUUCAGAAAGACCUGACUCGACUCCGAAAGGAUCUGAGAGCAUGUACGUCAGAAGUAGAAAAGGUGUGCAAAGUGUCGGAUGAGGAUAACUUGCAACCUUUCAAAGAAAAGAUGGAGGACUUCAUUACACAAGCUAAAACUGAACUGGAAACUCUGGACAUUGAGCUGGGCAGCACUCAUAAACUGUUCCUGGAGCUCACAGUGUUCUUCUCAGUGAAGCCUAAAGCCGGAGAGAGGGAAAUCUCACCCAACACUCUCUUCUCCAUCUGGCAUGAAUUCGCCUCUGAUUUCAAGGAGCAGUGGAAAAAGGAAAACAAGGCCAUUCUCAAGGAGAGGUUAAAAGCAGCUGAAGAGUGUUUCCGACAAGCCAAGGAGAAGGCCUCAUAUAGCGUCAAACCCAAACAUGCUUCUGGAAUUAAAGCCAAGCUCGGCAUGAAGAUAUGACUCGGUGAAGUCUGCAUGUAUGUGUUCCACAACAUGGUCACCAGCAAAGGGACAAUUUGUGGGGAUGGAGGAGCAGAGAGGACAAGUGUUCUCGUGAAGCUGGAUCCACUCUGGGCAUUGUUUUAUUCCUUAGGCAGUCACGUGAACUUGUUUCAUCUCAUUCUGACCUCUGGCAUCUACGUGCUUCAAAAAAUAGUGAGUUGACACUAAGUUCAUAGUAGAAGGAUAAAAGGGUGUACAGGGAUUAAACAUAUUUGUAAAUAACUUUUAAAAUGAAUUGACCAAAUUAGAAAAGACUGUGUACAGACUGUAGCACCUAUUGUAAUGACUUGGUUGAAGUUUGAAGCAUCAAGAUCUUCGUGUGUUUUCAGCAGAUUAGAAAAACCGUCAUCAGCUGGUUCAUUCCAAGCAGAGAGGUGCAGAAAACAAGUAUUCAACCAACGGUUUCAGUCAGUUUCUAGCUCACUGUCAACUUUUCAUGAAUACAUGUAUAUUGAUGUCAUCAUUAACACUUUAACUGUGAAUAAAAAUAAAACCGUACUUCACUUAAUGAA